AAUAUUAAUGCAUGCCAUUUUUCUUACAUGAAAUAAAGGAUUUCCAUUACAGUACACUAACUCAGCUUCACUGUGUUUUCUUCUCUUCAUUUACUACUUUCCUCGAAUCUUGAAGAGCUGUAGCCUGCUAAAUGCUUUCCUUUUAUUGGCACCAGCGUGGACCUCAAAAUUUGAAGGAUUUGGAGAGAUUCUGUUUGGACGAAUGAUCUCAGAUCCCUUGCCAUGUAUUCUCCAACCUCAUCACGCAUUAUAGGAGAAGACUCAGAGCUGUUAUCUUGGCAAAGGGAGGUAGCACAAAGUAUUGACUAAAAGGGUGUCAAUAAUUGUUGCACACCUAUAUUUAACAAAGAUAUUUGUUGUGAUAAACCUGUGUUGUGUUCGCAAUUGUUUGAUAUCCAUGAGAGCAAAGUAUUUUUGUGAAUUUUUUUUAACAAAAGAUCGAAAGGUUAAACAAUAAAGACAAUUUUUCACAGCCUUCUUUGCUCAUAUUUCCCAAGGGUGCCAAUAUUAGUGGAGGGCACUGUAUAGGAAUAUAAACUGUGGCAUCUCUUACGCAUAUGACAUGCAAAUAAGGCAACAGUGUACAGGAACUUUUGUUCACACAACUAAAGCAGGUUUCCGAACUGCAUUCAGAUCACCUCUUUGUUUUAAUGUUAAUACAACAGUUUCGUGAACAAGACACAGAUUCAAUUGCAUGCCAUUCUGUGUACUAAAGCUUUAAUAAGCUUUAGUCAUUUCAGUAAAAGCCAAUGCCUACAUUCACAGACUACCACAGGUUUCACUACCAUAGGUUUCAAGGUUGUGCAGCAUCUUUUCAAAUUUACUGACUGUUUAUGGCUUGAGGCGUGCCACACUGACUCUGUACCCUUUAAAGUGUUGACCCUGAAUUACUGUCACGACAAGAGAACUGUGCUCCUUUAGUGCUUUUUUUAUUAGUAUUCAGGGAGCAUUCUGGGUAAUAUUUCCCGACUCCUGUGUUUCCCUGCCAAAAAAAAAACCCUACAUCCAGUUCCAGAACUCUGCUAGGAGCUGCUGCUGUUUGAGCCAAAGUAAUCCUUUGGUACUGUUGGAGUAUAAAUACACCUUUCAAUUUGUUAUUUAAAUUGGAACAAUAUUAAAUGGGGUUUUUUUCAACAGUAAAUGUAAUGUACUUGGCUAAAUGUUGUGUGGAACAUUGAAAAUAAUUGAAUUUUUUUUACAGUGAUUAAUGUUUAUAAAUCUGAACGCAUAAGGUGUUAUUAGUGAUGUCUUACAUCCAUCUCUAUAAAGCCGGAUUUAUGUCACGACACAGGAUCCCCGAUCAUAUUGCUAUCAAAUUUUAAGUUUUUAAUAGUGAACAGAGCAUUUAAAAGGCUAAAUAGCAUUGUGGUAAUAUCACAGUGCAUGCAAGUAUGCUAACAAGUAAAAGCACACUGAUCUGCACUUGAUCAUAAUUAGUUCAUUGUUGCUAUUAUAAUAAAAUAAUCUGGGAAAAUAUACUAAAAGACCAGCGUAUUUUUUAGUACUGCUGGCAAUUUGGAUACUAUACACUGUGAGACAGAUGUGCGUGUCAUGUUAACUGUUUUCUCUUUCCUCUCUAUUGCUCUCUCAGAUAAACAAGCAGGAUGGUAGCACUGGUCCAGCUCGAUGUGGACAGAUCGAAGCAGAAGCGAUGGAGGAAACAACGCCAGACCCCGCGUUCGUGGAUGUGGACCAGGGCUUGACUCUGGCAUGCAUUGCUUUCCUCUGCCUGCUGCUGGUGGCCAUGAUCAUCCGCUGUGCCAAAGUCAUCAUGGACCCAUACAGCGCCAUCCCCACGUCCACCUGGGAGGAGCAGCAUCUAGACGACUAGCAUGACUUGCAGACAAACCUGUGUCCAGGAUGCAAGGUCAAGUUACAUGGACUUACUCCAAUACUGAAGCACACCAACUAGAGUCUCUACAAGCUUUGAAACUACCUACAACACUGGGACCGGGCAGAACAACCCAACACUGCACAGAACUGUUCCCAGAGCAACAUAUCAAAUACACUAAGAUAAUAAUCAUUGAAUGAAUUUGAGAAUGGUGAGUUAUAUUUUUGGGGGAACCUUUUAGGUUUUGUACAUUUUUCUAAUAAUCAUGAUGGAUGGGGUGUGCGAAUGUAAUAUAUAAUAAUGUAUAAUGUAAUGUUCAGUGAAAUGAAGCCUGGCUUGGAGGCAUGUUUACAAAGCUGCGCAUAAGGACCAUUCAACAUUGAAAUGAGUGUUAUUUAUAUCUGUUUACAGUUAAGCGACAAAAAUAAGUACGCUAGCUUGAAUGCCAUUCAGGAUGAGGAUGAGGUUUGUGCCGAUAAUAAGUUAUACAACAUAUCAUAAUAAUCAACAUGCACAACAUCAUUACUCUUCCAUUUAGGAGGAGGCCGCCUGGGCAGACAGUACUUUUAGGUUGUCUGUCGCAUUGGGAAAGAAGCCUUUGAAGGUAGCACCAUAUCUUUUUUCUUGAAGGCAUUACAAUAAAAAAAAACAAAAAAAACAAUCAGUAGCUAUGAAGUGGCUUUUUGAUUCAAAUGCUACUCAAUGAGAAAAAGUACUGGUAAACAUUGUCAUUUUUAAUAUACUGUGUUAAUGUCAUAAACGGUGAGAAAAUUUUGAAAAUGUAUUAUCGGCACAUGCCUGUUUAGGAUACUCAACUCCAGAUCAAGCCAUUUAGCUGAGGUUUAGAGGAAUUCCCUUUAUUCUUAAAUGUGACUGCCUUUGGCUGCUACUUAAAGUCCACUUCCUUUGCUCCUCUGUUGUCUUGAGCCAUAUCAAUUACCGCAUUUAUCUGCAGAGAAUUAUAACCAUAACUGCAUGUUAUCAAGUGCCUCAGCCAAAAUCACAAAGACUGUCUUGAAGCAGCACACAAUCAAAAUAAUGUGUAGCAGAUCAAACAAUAAUGUCUUGACUGAUUGAAACUGCAACUGUGCUAUGUUUAUUUAGCCUGCAUCUUCUUAUGCAUAAUAAAGUUAAUGAGGAUUUUAAGGCUCUUUGGUGUGUUUAUGAUGUGUCAUGUCCACAGGGUGUGCGGUGCCUUAGAUAAAGUAUUUUCGCUUUAAUGACAGUGUGCACUCGAGCUUCAACAGAACAUCAAGCUCAUGCACACAUGCACAGUCAUGAGGAGAAUUUGAUCGUUUGUCCAAAUCGGUUAACAUGGUCAAUAUCACAAAUUUGCUUAUAAUUAAACAUGGAUCUAGAAAUAGUACAGAAUCUUGAAUAUUGAAUACAUUGAAUACUACUUUCUUUCUUUGAAAUAUUUCAAAAUUCUAAAACCUUCUGUUUAUUUCCCAGAUUUUCAAUGCGGUCUUAUGC
Molecule: messenger RNA, 3304 nt
Organism: Ictalurus punctatus (channel catfish)
Lineage: Eukaryota; Metazoa; Chordata; Actinopteri; Siluriformes; Ictaluridae
Product: cortexin domain-containing 1 protein
Exons: 2
Coding region: 1652-1831 (59 amino acids)
Source: RefSeq, a predicted model, not a curated record